UAGUCUCGCCAUGCUAUGGACUCCAAACCAACAUGGCAGGUAUCUCGGAAGAAUACUACUCCCGGUAAGAUUGAAAACUCUAACGAAGACAUGAAUAAUUAUCGCUCAGGUGGAAGUGGUGGCGGUGGUGGUGGUGGAGGAGGUGGAGGAGGAGGCGGAGGAGGAAAUGGUGGCAGUAAUGGUGGCGGUGGCAGUGGCGGCAGUGGUGGAGGAAGGUACAAUGAUGGUGGCCGAGGAUACGGAGGGAGCGGUGGCACCAGACAAAGAAAGCCUUUGCCCACCGAACCUCCGUUCACAGCAUUCAUUGGCAAUCUGCCCCAGGGAGUUGUACAAGGGGAUAUUGAUAUCAUAUUUAAAAAUCAAAAAGUCCGAUCCGUAAGACUGGUACAUGAUAUGGAAACUGGGAAAUUCAAAGGUUUCUGUUAUGUCGAAUUUGAAGAUUCAGCAAGUUUAGAAGAUGCACUAAACUAUGAUGGAGCUCUGUUUAUCGAUAAGCACAUUAGAGUCGAUAUUGCAGAGUCUAGACGUGGUGAUCGCGGAGGUGGAUUUGACAGAGGUGGCCGUGGGGGAAGAGGUGGUCGAGGAGGGCGUAGUGGCGGAGAUAUGAAUGAUUUCCGCGGCAGAAGAGAUGGCCCAGAUGACUUUAAUCGAUACAGAAGAGAUGAUGAAAGAGGUGGUAGAGGAGGCCGAGGUAGUUUUGGAGGCUCAGGCGGUGGUGGGGGGUCCGGGGGUAGAUAUGGUGGGUUUGAUGACCGAGAACGUGGUGGGUUUGGAGGUAGACCGCGAGGUGGGCCACCAGGUGGUGGUGCUGUUGCUGGUGCUGGUGCUGGUGGUGGUGGAGGUAGACCUGAGGGUGGUUUCAUGAGAAGAGAUCGACGAGAUAGUGAUAGGUCUAGAAAUUAUGAGGACUUUAAGGAACCUGACCCAGAAGAGCUCUCUCAGAGACCUAGGCUCAAAUUGUUGCCUAGAACUAAAAAAGAUCCAGUUAAUCAGAUUGCCGAGACUUCACAGACAAAUAGCAUAUUUGGUGGAGCUAAACCUCGUGAGGAAAAAGUGGGAGAUGAACCACCAAAGAAUUAAGUAUAGUCUGUAGCAGACUGUUGACAUGAGGCACAUCGGACCUGCAUAUUUUGGUUUAAGCUUGUAUUUCUGCACUCCGCCGUCUUUUUGAGGACCAUAACCCUAAAAUGACACUGGGCCCCUUAACCUUCAGCAUUGCAUCAUUAUUAGAAUACGGGGCUACUGCUUAAAUUUUUUUAUCAUUAUUUUUAUUAUUUUUCUCUUUUUCAUGAAACUCUGUAUGGGAAAGCAAGAAUUGCAAAGGGUACACAGGUGAAAAAAAAGCUGGCUUAAACUUGAUGGCAGUACUAGAACUGCUCAGUUCACUCGAAAGAGGUGUCAUGCAUGAGUGGACCUGUCUGGCAGCAAGGAGCUGGCCCAUUCAUUUGAUUUUUGUGAAGUGAAUAUGAAGUUAAAAUUUUAAGGCAUCUCCUGGAUAUCGCUUUAUGAUAAGACUUUCUUUUCCUUUUUUUCCUAGUAUUUUGUUUUGUGUUGUGAUGGAAUGUGUGUGCGAUCUGUUAAAUAGUUUUCACAAAGUUAUGAAAUGCAAAAAACUUUCUCAGACUGGCUGCCUAUGGUGUUGGUAAAUUCCCAAGUGAGGGGAGUGAUGUAGGCCUGUGGUAGCCUGAGAGACGCUUGCGUAUGAAGCCCGCCAUCUAUUCUGAUUUUUAGCCCCUCUGCAUAUACUAUAUACUGUAUGAUGAAGUGUGCUACUUGCCACCGUGUUGGAAGAAUUGGUUAUUUAGCAGUUAUGCCUUUAGAAUUAUUAGUGUUGAAUGAACUGCACGGUGGCUUGUUGUACCUUUUUAACUAAGACAAACACAUCUCACAGUUAGAACCAAACAUUCGGGCAUAUACUUGCUCUUUACCAGGGCAUUCCCCUCAAUAUAUAAGGUUACUGCUGCGAGUCGUUGGCGUAGGAUGAACUUUCACGUGACAAGUCAUGGUGUGUCAUCUGAUGCAGUUUGUUGCGUGAAAAUUAAGCCUGACCGUUCAUGAUGACUCCUACCUUUUUAACAGUGGAAUCUUCUAUGGUAAACUGUAAACAUGGCUGUUGAGGUAUCAGAUCCACGUUUGUGUUUAAACUUGAGUGUUUAGAAUUUUUGUAACCUGUAAAUUUCUCCAUAAGAAUCAGAGAUAAAAUGUAAAGCUUGUAUGUGGAUAUUUUCUUUUUUAAUAUAAACUUGAUCUUCUGUGAGUCUGUUCAUAAUGUUCAGAUCACAAUAAAGUUAAGUAAUUUCUA
This is a messenger RNA of Macrobrachium nipponense, 2302 nucleotides long. RefSeq names its product eukaryotic translation initiation factor 4H-like. NCBI's taxonomy places the organism in Eukaryota, Metazoa, Arthropoda, Malacostraca, Decapoda, Palaemonidae. Gene Ontology annotation, molecular function: RNA binding. The record is from RefSeq and is a predicted model, not a curated record. The coding region runs from base 16 to 1080 and encodes 354 amino acids. The transcript is spliced from 7 exons.